Molecule: messenger RNA, 6280 nt
Organism: Toxoplasma gondii ME49
Lineage: Eukaryota; Apicomplexa; Conoidasida; Eucoccidiorida; Sarcocystidae
Exons: 4
Coding region: 3586-4458 (290 amino acids)
Source: RefSeq, a predicted model, not a curated record
AACUGUUUUGCAUGCGCACAACAAAGGAUGCGAACAAAAUAAGCUCUCGAAACACUCUUAACAAUAACAAUUACACUUACGAAAGAGGAUUAGGGGGGGUGCCGCUCGGACCUGGGUAGAGCCUCUAAAUUCCUCCCCAACAAUGUAGCGCAUCGCAGGUCUGCCGUCCGUAUGCGUUCCAUCGAAUGUUGGCAUCGAAAUGUCUUCGACCGUCGACAAAUUUGGAAUUUAUGAACAUUCUGUAGUCUCUCGGCAACGCAGGUCAGACUACAUAACCGAACACCGGAGUAUUUAGAGACCGGAGAAACCCACGAAAGUUAGACAGCGCUUAGCAGUGAUACGAAACACGCACCUACGCAUAGGACAGUUCCUACAUGCGGCAGGGCGUCGAAUGUUGCACUUUGAAGGGCUGAAUAUUCCUCAUUUAGGUCAAGGAAGUCGGAAACAACAAAGCAGCCGAACAAUUUUCUCACAUUUUAACAUCCCUGCUGGCUUUGAAGCACAAACUCACGCUCGGCACGACGGCAGCGAGCAGAAAUUGCUUUACCUCUGGAAGUCGACAGAACUAGCAUGGGGACCUCUCAUGUCACACAGCACUGGCUCGGCACGCUCUGAACCAUCCAAGCAAAUCCCGAAAAGAAAAUAACUAAGAAAAACGUAAGUCCGGAGGAAUAGUCUCGCAGUUGAAAUGCUGUUACCGCCGGACUACACGGGAACGAUCGUCAGGGCACUCGGGAAACCCAUCAACUUACUGUAGCGAACCGUCAAAUCUACAUGGCGAUCGACGACGCCUAAAACCGCCUCUGACAAUGCAAUCCUCGCAGUUGCGGUGCAGGGAAGCUUCUAUAACACACCGAGCACACCUGGUGAGUAUGUCGUUGUACGGCACGAGAAGUCACGGUACGGCAAUUGAAUUGCGAGGUAAAAAUUCCACGGGCCCGAAACAGGUUCCAGGUUGUGCGCCUCGGGAUCUGGGAAGAAACGGCCCUCAGGAUGUUAACGUCUUCGAUCAGCUCGUCAUCUACACCCGCCCGAUCCCUUAUGGAAAAGGUGACUACACGGAAAAUGGUGAAUAUUUGACAACCUGAUCCUGAUCGGACAAUUUCUGACAUCUGUUGGGUGUCUCGUAUUGCAAACUACACAGCGGCAUUCGCUAUUCUUCUCUGAAUUUCGCUAAUAAGACAGCAGUUUCACAAAGACUUUUCUGGUGCGAUUAAAUCUCACACAUUUGGAAACAGUCUUUUGUAGCGCAGAAAAUCUGGGCACCGAGCUUCCUUCACCGGUCACAAGACCUCUCUCGUGGUGAAGGCACAACCAGGAACGGUCCUCGUCUUUCCACGAAUUUUUUUGCGGUUCUUGACGCACAGCAGCAGAAUCUGCGUAAACUAGUCGCCGUGACGUCUCAGGCGUCUGUAGAGACGGCAAACUGACAAGCUACAAGUCUUAUCCCUCGUUCCAAGUUUGCAGUUGCUCUCUAUUGACUCGACAGCCACCAUGAUAUUUGGAUUUAAGAGUCACUAUUUUUUGUGGACCUGCGUCUGCUUUUAUUGUUUUUUCACCCCCUGUUUUCCGGGACCCGUGCGUACAAGAAAAAACUCUUUCCGCUGCGGUCGCAGAGGAAGCAUCCGACAACUCCAUGCGGUCAGAAUACAGAAUGCCGGUGUUAACAACAUGAAGAUCAUGGAUGAACAACGUGUUGUACUAUCCCAUUGUACAUAAAUACGGUUCCUCUAUGAGUGAUCCGCGGCCCAGAACUACUGAGCUUUUUCGCUUCCCCAAUGCAGCUGUUCUGAUGAUGGCAGCGGACCGAGCUCAGAACGCUUGUCACGAAUGAAUGAGACCCCGUUCACCUCAGGAGCGCUAGAAACACCAGCGUGUGACAGAGACGCCGCUGACGGCGCCGUUAUCGACAUUGGAAAAGAACCGACAAAACAAGGUCGCUUGCAAAUCGCAAGAGCUGUUCGAAAAAGUCUCUUUGUUGAAACAAGAUUCUUUCGUUUCCACUUGCUUCCUCUCAGGAAUUCUUAGAGAAUUAUUUCCGUGCCUUUUGCGUUUUUGGAUGUCUGAAAGCUCGACAACUCUGCACCAUUCAGCGGACAGAGUGGAGGGCGCCCGCUGCUGAAUCGCUGCUGUUUCGUCUAUGGCUGCGGGAUUUGCGGUUCACCCGAGGUGUUUUUCGGAGGUUUUUCUGCGAGUUGAGUGCCUCUUUGCAGUCUCCGUUUUCUUCCAGGAUCAAACUCAUCACGUAUUCGUCGUUGCGCAUACCACACAGAGAAGGCUAGAAACCUACAAACACAGCUCUCUAAAGGUGGGUGCGGAGAGGCAGGCGUGCUGGUUUCACCGUGUUCUGUUUUUUCGCCCUGCUUUCGUGAUCGAGGAACCGGAAUUUUGUGCCAGAGCCUGCUUAGACACCAGGAUUUCCAGAACUUUCCCUCAACGGGCUUUCGGGCUCGGAGUCGAUGAUGUCCCACGUUUUUGACAGCUGCGGGGCGAUCAGCCAGCACCGAAAGCGCCUUGGAGCUUGGCUUGUCGGGCACACGCAUAGUUUUCUCUCCGCGUCUUCUAUCUGUCUCUCGAUUUUCACGCUUCUCUAAUCGCUAAGGCCCCGGUGCCUUCCUCUCACUGACCUCUGCGCUUCCUUUUCCUCCGUUUUCUCUCCUUGACACCUUCGGAAAUAGCCAGAUCCCGCGUUCGGACGCCGUGCCAGCCGCAUGUCGGGACCCGUACUUGUCUGCCUGAGGUGGCCUCCAAGAAAGUGAUCCGUGCCAAGUUUCUCCAGCUCCUACCUCUCAGGGACUCUCACUGAGGUGGUCUUUCUGGAGAGAGAGAGACCUGCGCGUUUCAGACGGGGUUCCGAGACUUUUAUAUCGUGAAUGUAAUCGAAAAGACGCGUGGACACCCCGAGCGCGACAUUCCUCCUAGCGACACCCGCCUCACGUUUUCACGGGGGCCUCAACCCCGUCUGUAAGCAUCGUUUCUACCUUGUUAAAAAACUCAUGCAGCUUUGUGUCUGUUGCGGUCGCGAGUCGAAAUGUACUUUCCGUCUUCAUAAAUCAAUUCUCCGUGUACGCCGCUGAACGUGGAUACAGCGGGGGGUCGCUAGCGCUCCUCAGCGCGCUGUAGCCUGGCUCGACCCUGAAGUGGAUUUGACGGCAGCAAACGUUUAUCUGUGUCGCAGCAGAUGCCUGAAUAUCUUCCCGGAGAUACUCUGAGUUGUUGUUCCAACUGAUUUUUCAAUUUGUGAAGGAUUCGCUCCGCACCUAUACGGCCGGUGAUGGCAGGGUGGUUUUAAUUCGCGAAAUGCGUAGCUCUCGCGAUACGGCGUAAACUUAUGCUUACGCUUCUGUUCUGGACUGAUCUUCUGAGGCGGAUAUUUCAUGAGUACAACAGCUGUCAGGAUUGCCUUGUUCUGUCAGCAUGUUUCGAGUCCAAGGUCCAAUGUCGCGACAGCAAUUUUAGUCCGAUAGUGUCACAAGUGUGUACGGAGGUCGAAGUCAACGGAGUAGACUUGAGGAUCUCUCUUUCAUUUCAACCGGUCAAAGCCACGUCAAAUAGGCGAGACAAUUUGUCUGGAGUCUUGGAAAAAUGUCGAGCCACGACCUGCGGCUGUGUCGUCCACGGCGGCAGUCAAAGGGUAGCCGACAAAGCCCCGCUUUUUCUGCUGGACGACUCUGUUCUUCGUGGGGAUCUCUUUGUGUUUGUCGGAGAGUCCCCCGUACGAAACUGGGGGGUUCGCCUGCUCCCCGGACUGCGGGGAUCCACCGAGACUCAAAGUGCUGUGCGACUGCGAUGAUGCCUUUUCCAAAACGCAGUUUAUCUCUUGUUUGUCUCCUUUUCUGCGUGGUCACGGCUGCCGGGACUCUUCCUCGACAACCUGUAGCUGAUGCGUUUCGCCUGGAGAACCAGGGAGUACAGGACUCACACGCAAACUCGGACGCCAUGCAGCCCUCGCUAGGAAGCGCGACGAAUCACAAGGCGACAGGAACCACGAGCUUUGUCUCAGUGAAUGAAAAUGAGGAGGGCAUGUCCCAAAAAGCGAUCAUCGUGUUUGUUGUGGCUAUUUCGGCGAUGGUCAUUUGUAUCGGCGUCGUUUUGGUCAUGUGGUGGAUGUCAUCGGAACGCGAGAAGAAGAGACGCCACGUUGCUCGAGAUGCGGAGCGAGCUCCGGGACUUUUUUUUAGUGAAGACGAAGGCCCAAUGUCUAGCGAUGAAAAGUCGGCACCGAAAAAGCCAGCGGGAGGAAACUCUCCAAAUACGCGUGAUGCCGGCGAGUCCAUCUCUCGCGAAAGGCAGAUAAUUGAAGAGGACCUAGGAAAAGUUCUCGUUGUGGAUCCUGUUUCUGGAGUGAUGCGGAGUAGGCAAAAGUGGCAGCGGAACGGGAACUCGGUGCCGGACAAACGAAUGCUUGCCGGCACGGAGCGAACUUGUCGGACGGGGCAACAAAAGUUCAAAAAGUAGAGCGAUGUGAAAAGCGCCCAAACUGAAUCCUCUGAAAUACACCCUGUGGACUCUCAUCCCGGUGCAACGGUUUCCGGGCACAAUCUCAUUCAUCUAGUAGAGACGCCCAUUCAUGUCGAAGAAGACAUUUCCCUUUUUUCUGGUUCAGAAGAAACACGGAAGAAAACUCUUGAAUGUUGGGUGGUCGAUGUGGCACUGGUGACACCGCGUUGCCCUACAGAGAGUUCCACUGCAUAGUCAGCGGCUGUUAGAACCCUGUAGAAAACUGUUCGGUUGAAAGCUUUUCGGUCAAAACACCAGCGUGUACAAGAGACAGAUUGCCAGGCGUCUCAGAAAGGAUGGAAAAUCGUGCAUGCUUUCGGUUUGAGUUGAUCCCCAUUUCCAGGACCGCAGCCGCUGAAGAUGUCUGGUUCUUCGUCUGAGAUGGCUCACGCGCUUGCCGUUGUUUCUAUCGUGAAUGAUCCUCUUGGUGCCGUUUCAAAAUAUUCCCGGGAACGCCUAAAACUCGCAUGCUUGACUGACGUUUAGUCUCCCUUUCUAUGAGUUUGUUUCCUGCCCAGUCUGCGUCUUCUGUCGGCGGGCUCCGGCUCAAUCCUCGCUUCUACUUUCGCAAUGGCCUCUCAGUUCCCACCUGGACUUCGCACUUUGACUGCAAGAUAAUUCGAAUCUCCUGUCUACAUACGAUGAUACAACAGGUUUCGUUUUUGCUUUUAUUCGAAUGAGUGCAGUUGAAGGUUUCUCAUCUGUGGCGUGCGUGUGCUUUUCUCUGGACUUCAGGCGUUUCGGAUUCCACGGUGCCGCUCCUGCCUCCGGGCAGCUACUAAACAGUUCUCAAAGUUCAAGGCUCCUCAAGUUCACUGGCUAGGCGAAUUCCGCGACACCUUCCUGGCAGUUUUAUUAACCGGUAUUUGUGUGGUGGUCACUAGUUCCGCCUGUUUCGUUGCUUCCGUUUAAAAUGCGAAAGGUUUUUUCUCAGGGAGGUUAGGAUGAGCCACUGCAAAGAUGUGGACUGGGUGUUCACAGAUUUAGAAAUAUCUCACACACGAUUGGGUGGAUGUACGAAGAGUUAGAAACGUGAGAGAUGUGUUUCUGGAAAGCAUUCUGCUCUAUGAACGCAACGCAGUCUCUCGCAAGUCGCUACAGAAAAAGAGAACACAACUUCUGGACAAACUUUUGAAGUACCGCGUUUCUGUAGGAACAAUAAAGAAGGUGUUUCUCGAGAUAGGAAAAAUGAAGCUCCGGGCGUAUGUGUUGUCACGAAGUUCCUAGGGGAAAAGGCAACACAUGUUUGGCAUGUCACCGUCACAUCGGUGCUUUUUGUGUCUUAUCGAAAACAACAGAGUUCUCUGUAUACUCGUCGGGAACGAUCUUGCCGGCGCCCGUAACUCGGCUCGGCGAGUUGCCGCGAAUUUAAAACCGCGUUUUUUUGCUUCUCCAGUUUUACUCGUGAACCAAAUUCAGUUCGAUGCGGUUUCUUUGUUUUGUAAGAACUCGGUAGAUAGGUUUUUGGAACAUGUGGCGCGUGACAUCACAGAAUUAGAGUUUUCUCAGUGUUUUUGUCAGACCCGACGUUUUGAGUGUACUAAAAAAGGUGCUAUUGAGCGACCAGAAGUGCGCCGUCUUGUCUGAGAUUUUUAGGUAGGAACAGAAACACUGGAAGUGCAGAAUUUGGCGCUUUUGGACGCUGCAGUUCAGGCGAAACGCGCUUACCCUUUGUUGUAACAUGUAAACAUCGUGAUUGAAGGCUUGCAAACGAUGAUACCGACUGCUGACAGCGCUGUGUUGUUUCUCUGAGCAGGGGUACCGUGACAGAGUGGCCUGC